Messenger RNA from Ixodes scapularis (black-legged tick), 1362 nucleotides. RefSeq names its product glutamate receptor ionotropic, delta-1. The coding region runs from base 1 to 1362 and encodes 453 amino acids. Gene Ontology annotation, cellular component: membrane. NCBI's taxonomy places the organism in Eukaryota, Metazoa, Arthropoda, Arachnida, Ixodida, Ixodidae. Gene Ontology annotation, molecular function: glutamate-gated receptor activity. The transcript is spliced from 8 exons. The record is from RefSeq and is a predicted model, not a curated record.
AUGAUCACCAGCAAGCGAAUAUUGAAGGUGUCUUUUAUACACUGGCCCCCCUAUUUAUCGGUGGGAUCAAGGAAUGGAAAACUAGCAAUUGCGGGUCCAAUGGGCAUGGUGGUGGACGCAAUUACGGAGAGCCUCAACAUGACGUACGAAGCCAAGCUCCCUGCGGAUGGCCAAAUGGGCAUCCGUCUUCCCAACGGAUCCUGGACGGGAGCUGUGGGAAAUGUUCAACGCCGGGAGGUUGACAUGACCAUGGCACCCAUGAUCCAGUCGUACAGUCGGAUGCAAGUGGGUCACUACGGACCGCCCAUCAUGUACGUGCAGUUUGGCAUUCUGUCUGGAUCUGGAGUGGGCACAUCCAACGUCUUCGGCUACAUUCUCACGUUUGACUGGAAGGUCUGGGCCCUCAUCCUAAGCGCUAUUCCCAUUCUGGCGCUGCUGAUGGCCCUUUCCAAUUGGGUGCGCUCGAAAAUGACACCGAAACAGCUGGCUCAUGAGAUGCACGACAACGGUUGGGAGCUCUUCAGAAAUCUUCUUUAUGAGAGUUCCCCGAAGGACCGUAGCCAGAUGUCCAGCCGCAUUGUACUGACCACCUGGUUUAUGGCGGUGCUGGUGAUCGCCAACUCCUUUGCCGGUCACCUCAAGUCCAGCAUGGCCAUCAAGAACGAGCCGGCCCAAGUGGACAGUGUUCGCGAUGUCGCAUAUUCGAAGGGACGACUCAGACCCAUCGUCUGGAAGGGAUCCCACUAUGAGGCCUUCCUCUCGACGUCGAGGUCUCCCGAGCUGAGCCGGGUUUGGCAGAUGGUAUCGCAGAGGAACGGAUCCCAGUUCGGCAAAGAUAUGUUCCGCGAUGAGCACAUGAUCCAGGUGCUCCGACGGCAGGCCGUCCUUAUGGUGGACCACAACUCCCUCCAGUGGCGCAUGGCGGCUUUCUGCAGCCGCAACCAUGUGCAGGGAUUCCACUUCGCCCGGGAGCACAUCGACGAGAACCCACUCUCCUUUCUCAUCUCCAGGGCCAUGCCGAGGGCCCUCCAUCGCAAAAUAUACGUCAGAAUCACUUGGUUGUACGAGAGCGGUCUGGUGAACAAAUGGAUGACGGACAGCCUCGGCGACUGGCAGCGCUGCGUGCGGCAAGGGGGCGGCCAUUCCGCCAAUGACCUAACCCUCAAGGACACACAGGCCAGCUUCGUGCUCUGGGCCAUGGUCUUGGGACUCGCCAUUGUCGCCUUCGUUGCCGAGAUGCUGGUCGGCUCAAGCAGCGCCAAACAUCCUCCCGUAGCCCGACCGCUACCACAGAAGCUGCACCGUCGAAGAAUGGGGAUGACUCAUCUACGGACUUCUUAUGGCAUCCUCAAACGCCAUUAG